AUGCCGUCAAUAGUUGAAAAGUCUGUGUUUGGUUCUGGAGGGAAAACAAUAAUUGCACUAUCUUCAGAUGGGAAAUACUUAUGUGCAACUAAUAAGAAUGGCAUGACCAAGAUUUUACAGCUUGAGAGUCCUGAAGAAGAGCCCGAUGUCUUGGAAACAUGCAAGAAUCCUACCUCAAUGGUUUUAACUUCGCCUUCAAGUUGCAUCAUAAGUACUUUGAAGGGAGAUGUACAUUCUUAUGACACUGACGAAGAAAAGUAUCGUUUACUGCUACGAUCUGCUUUACCCGUUCGUGACUGUAUUCUAGUGCAUGGCGGGAAAACUCUGGCUGUUGGUGGUGAUGAUUUGAAAUUAUCGCUUAUUGAAUUGGACGGGGAUCGUAAGAGGACUUCUGUUGAUGUAAGUGAUCAGGUUAGCCAACUGUCAUACAAUCCUCAAAUGAGCAUUCUAGCUGUCUCCUUGGUGAAUGGCUCUAUCCAUUUCUUUUCAAUGACUUCAGCUAGACCAAAUGAAGUGCAUGUACUUUCCAAAUACACAGUAAGUCAUUUUUAUAAUGAUGAUUUCCUGGACCACCUUCCUUCGGUUGCCCCAUCUCAGUCAACUAAUGAGGUUGAUGGCGUCAAAGAUUUAGAAUACUGCGUGGAUAACAGGCUUUCUACGAGAGUUGAAUGGCAUCCAUAUGGAAUGCAGUUUGCAGUGCCUGGGGAAGACAGUUCGGUCAAAAUAUUCAACCUCAAAGACUACUCUUUAAUUAAAUCCCUGAAACCUGCCGGAACGACGACUCAUAUUACGGCUGUGAAGUUCAGUCCAAAAACAGGAGAAUACAUUGCGGUUAUCGAUCUUAAUAACAAGCUGACUAUUUGGAAUGUGCAGACAAGCGAAAUACAUUUUACAAAGGAAUUGAGUUUCAAAAUCACGAAUAUCUGUUGGAAGCUUCAUCAAAACGACAGUUUAGAUCUUAUUUUGGGUACUUGGACUGGUGAUGUUAUCUUCAUUCCUGCGGUGAGCAUUAUUUCUCAGCAGUCUACCAUUGAUGAUCUAGGUAAUCAGAAAGAAGCUGCUCAAAGUUUAUUUGUUGACUCUGAUGACGACGCAAUCUCUCCAAAAGUUACUGACUUGGGCGAAACUGGAGAGAGAAGAUACAGCUCUAACUCACAGGAUUUAUUCACUGAUAAUGAAGAGGAGGGCAAAAAAAGGAAACUCUUCCAUUAUGAUGAUGAAGAAGACUUCAUAGAUGACGAUGAUGGAGCAGGUUACGUUAGCGUUAAGCAACAUAAAUCCAAUGCUUCAAACCCUCUUCCACAAUAUGGUUUUCCCUCUCAUAGAAAACCUCAGUUCUCAUAUAAACCCUUUUCUCCUGGCGCAACGCCCUUCGGAAUCGGUGACAGGCGGUAUCUCACGAUGAAUAAUGUUGGAUAUGCAUGGACCGUGCGCAACGGCAGUAGUUCUUCGUCCUCUCACAAUACUAUCACAGUCUCCUUUUUUGACCUAGGACGCUUUAAGGAGUAUCACUUCGAAGACUUAUUCGGUUACGACAUUUGUUCUCUAACUGACGAUGGAUCUUUGUUUGCGCAAUCGAAAAUGGGGCAGAUACAUUAUAGGCCCCAUAAUGGAUUUCAUUCAACAUGGACGAAAAAGAUCCCUUUGCAAAAAUCUGAGUGCAUUACUAGUGUCGCUGCAACACCUCGAAGGGUUAUUGUGGGUACUUCACACGGCUACGUUAGAAUAUUCAAUCAGUUUGGAGUGCCGUUGGCGCUUGAAAAAAUGUCACCCAUUGUCGCAAUAGCUGCCCAAGACUACAGAAUCUUUGCAGUUCACUUUUCUCCACUUCAGGGACUCAGUUAUUCUUUAUUCGAACAAAACCCUCGAUCGACCCAUAAUUAUUAUCAGCGAGAAUCUUCUUUACCACUUACCAUGCCAGAAAAUAAUGGGAAUGUUAAAGAUGUUCAUCAUAAUUUUUCAUCUUUUAAUCCGCUAGGAAUAAAGUCGAUCUUUUUUUCUGCUUACGGGGAUCCCUGUAUUUUUGGAAGCGACGAUGUUUUGCUAGUUCUCUCUAAGUGGAGAUUUCCGGCGCAGAGUACAUGGGUACCACUUUUAGAUGCGAGAUUCGAGAUCUGGAAAAUGUCUGGCGGAAAUGAAUCUAACGAUUUGCAUGUUUGGCCCUUGGGACUCACCUACGACACGCUUAACCAUAUCCUAGUUAAGGGCAAAAACAUGUGGCCCGAGUUUCCUAUGCCACUUCCUUCAGAAAUGGAAAUUCGGAUUCCUCUUCUGGCCAAGGACCAGAUAGAUGUUAGUGAUGAAAGCGAGUCAAACGAAGUUGUCAUUCCUACAAAUAUAGCUGCAGAAGAGGAGUUUCUGCGAUCCAAGAUUCUCGCGCAGCUAUUAAAUGAUACCUUGAGCCAUGAUGGAGAAUUAUAUGGAAAUGAACAUGACAUCCUAUUAUCCCUAGCGGGUGCUCAUGAUAAAUCUCUAUUGAGGCUGUUUGCGAUUGCAUGUUCUGAUCAGAACAAUGACAAAGCAGUGUCAAUAGUUCAGGAAUUAAAACAAGAUAAGGCAUUGAAUGCAGCUGCUAAAAUAGCCGAGAGGGCUGAACUCACGUCCUUGGUGAAAAAAAUUGAUAACAUAAGAGAGGCAAGAUUUGAGCAGCAACUCAACGGAGCGUGA
This is a messenger RNA of Lachancea fermentati, 2667 nucleotides long. The record is from the annotation of a GenBank genome assembly. NCBI's taxonomy places the organism in Eukaryota, Fungi, Ascomycota, Saccharomycetes, Saccharomycetales, Saccharomycetaceae.